Molecule: messenger RNA, 447 nt
Organism: Lodderomyces pseudojiufengensis
Lineage: Eukaryota; Fungi; Ascomycota; Pichiomycetes; Serinales; Debaryomycetaceae
Gene: ASR3
Product: Asr3p
Exons: 1
Coding region: 1-447 (148 amino acids)
Source: RefSeq, a predicted model, not a curated record
AUGAAUUCAUUCUUAUUCAACAUUCUUUUAUUAUUUGCAGUUUAUUUACUUUAUAAAUUUGAAAUUUUCCCAACACCACAAUCCAUACUUUUAAAAGACAAUCAAGAAUCAAGAAUGUCAGUAUCAAAAGAAUCUCAAGAAUCUCAUAGAAAUGAACCAUUAGGCGCACGAAAUCCUGAAGAUAUAUUGGUUGAUAUUAAUGGUAAGAAAGUUCCAUUGUCAAGAAUAAAUAAACCCCAUAAUGUCGUUAUUCCAAAAAGAGAUGAAUUUCCAAACAUUGAAUCGAAGGAUCAGCAAAAUAAAGAAGAUUUGAAAGAAUUUGGUCAAGCUAAUUUGGGUGGUGAAGGUACCAGACAAAAGAUCGAUCCAAAAGAUUUCCCACCAGUUGAACCAGAAGCCAAAGAAAGAGAAGCUAAAUUGGAAGCAGAAAGAGCUAAGAAUCAAUAA